GCUGUCGUUCUAUACUAUCUAUAGGUAAACGUCAAAACAAUAUUUUCCCAAUUUUGUUUUACCAUUUUUCAAGAGAAAAUAAACUUAUAAAGUUUCAUAUUAGCUGGAAAAUUGAGUUUAUAAGUGCAACCGUGUGAAAAUAAACGUGAUUAAAAUUGUAUGUGAAAACUAGUUCAUUCCUCCUUGUUAUUUUUGGUAAACUAUUUUGGUCCGCUCUAGUUUCGGUGAUUCGGUGCAUUGGCUACUUAUUAUAUUUUGACGUCCAGAAAAGAAUGUCUUCCUGCAAGAUUUUGACCCUAAUAGUUCGGCAAGUGUGAUGGUGAUGAGUUCGUGCGCGGGAAUGGGAGAUGCGGUCCUUCGAGAGCGUCUGCCGGCUCUGUGGCGCCGCAUCGAGGACGCGCAUUAUAGCUUUCUCGAGAUCGACGACAGCCCCGAGAAACUGCAGCAGAAGAAGAAACUUGAGGGAUAUAUCCUUGAGUACCUCACACUGGUCCCUCAUGAGUGCAAGUUUGGGCUGGCAGAGACGGGCAAAGUGUUUCAGCGAACGAUCAACGAGCUGUCGGAGUACAGCGCGUACCGGGCGGGUAUUGGCUGGGCAGCCAUCGCGAGGUACGCGGGCAACCUCCUCGCCCAGCCGUGGCGGAAGGAAUAUCGCGUUAUACGGUUAUACUCCGGCUUCUACAAGCACGAAGUGGAAGCGAACAUGGUGGGCGCCGAGACAAUGCUGCAGGCCAUGGGGUAUCGAGCCAUCGGGUCGGGGCGCCUGUCGCUGGAGGGGCCCGUCUGCCCCGACAUGGCUGCUGCCAUAUCGCGAGACGCGCUCAUAGCUCACUGCGAGUGUCAGAUUAUGGCGCAAAUCUGGGAGGCUGUGUGGGGCAACGGAGUUCGGGUGACUUGGGCCGAUAUUGCCAGAGAGCGCGCUACCUACGUCGAAUCCGUUGCUGUAGCGGCGGCUAGACUGUCUGGAUACACCGAGGAUGCGGAAAUUUACUCUAACGUACCUGCGACAACGUCGGACCCACAGCGAAGGCUCAUAGAAACACAAUUUCCAGUAAAUUCACAAUGCAAUUGCACAGACCAGACCUUGGAAGAUCCUGUUCAACCCGUCAUAAACCCUUACAUGAUGAACGUGAUCUCACCACACAUGAUGUACCCGAUGCCACACAUAAACCCAGACAUACCCGUGACAGUACCACAAUGCCAGACAGUUCCAAUGAUGACACCAUAUGGAACAGUACCUUACUACUACCCCGUUCAAGCACCAUACAUGAUACCGACACCUGUCUAUGCUCCAAUCAAACAUGCAACAAAUAUACCAGUAAACGGAUAUCCACCAAUGCCUCAAUACAAUAGAUACCCGACAGUACCAACUGGGCAAUUAAUAGAACUAGAUGCACCAUCAGUCUACGAAAACGGCAAAUUCGAAAGGCAUCCAGAAGAAAGGCCCCAUAGAAGGAGUAAACUUGAAAUUUCAAAGCGACCAAAGUCCAGCUUUAGUGAUGUUUCCCUACCAAGUUUACCCCGAUCGGAUACCCAGCCAGCAUUAAGUAAGGCGAAAGAAGAUGGUAUGGGGACGUACGAAAGUUGGGACUACGUUUUCAGAAAUCUUUCGAGUAAAGACCAUGACGGUGAUAGUAGAAGUGGAUUCUCACAGUCGUUAGACAGAGAUUCAAGGACAUUAGACAGGUUAGAUAGGGAAGAAAGGAGGUCAAAAUAUCAACCUACUACACUCGAUCUAGAAGAUGGCCUCCAAGCAUUAAAUCUCGAUCGAACUUACGACGAAGAUAUGUACAGAACGGCAAAAGUUAACGAAAACUUGAUGAGGCUAAAAUUGGAACAGGAGUCAAAAAGAGCGAGACAGCUAGCGAAAAAGCAAAUAGAAGAAAAGAGAGCGAAGAAAACAAUUGAACCCAUCGGCAACCCCAAAGCAGAUGGUCUAGUCACUACGAAAGUCGCGCCCGACAAAGUGAAGCUUUUGACGAAAAAAGAAAUUAAAGACAGGAAAGAUGUUAUCAAGCAGCAAAAUUCUGUGAAUGGUUCCGUAUCAAGUACAGUGGAAGUGAAAAAGGUGAAGAAACCUUCGAGGCUGAUCGCGGUCGAAGUGGAGAAGGCGAAGAGUAAACCAGUGGAGAAUGGAGUUCACAAGGCACCUCACAGCUCAAAAAGUACUGCAGCCGCGAGUGUACAACAACCAAACUACGAUUUGAAAGCUCAACUAGUCGUCUCCCUCGACGAAGCCGACUGCACCCGAACGCUCCCGAAGUUAAACGGCGAACGCGAACAAACAUCGAGCCGAGCGAGCACCGACAGACAAGAGAACGAAAUCGAUACGAAAAAAGACAAAUGGCAGUGCGGUACGUGCACGUAUUUAAAUAAAAACUCUCUAAUCGCCUGCGAAAUGUGUGGUAAAUCGAAAAAAGGGCCUGAAAUAGAACCCUUAACAUCCGGGGGUCGAGAGUGCCCCGCUUGUACGUUGGUCAACAAAAGGGACGCUAGAGCUUGUGAUGCUUGCGGAACCAGUUUGGAACAUUGCCCGACGUACAUAUAAACAGUCAUAAUUCCUAAGUUAGAUAAGGAUGGAUAUAUUUUAGUUUGUCAUGGGUCUUAGCAUAUUUGAUGCUCUCAUAUUGUGCAAAAUCUCUAAACUGAAUCGAAAGGUCUAAAAUCUAAAUCAUAGUGCUAUCCUUUUCCUUUAUGAAAGGGAUAGCAAUACAUUUUGACCUGUCAUUUUAGUUCAGUUUAGAGACAGAAUUAGCUACAAUGUUUAAUAAUGAUUUUAUUCGUUCGCUCAAUUUGUUUUUUACGAGUAUUUUUGUUUGAAAUUAAGAGUGAGAUGGUAUGCUUCCAGACUUGCGGUGGCUUGAGAUUAUAUUUCUGUAUGUGACGUCGUUGUGUGUUGCCAAAUGGCUAUGUGUUAAAAAAGCAUUUUAGAGUUUAAAUUGUUGUGAGUGAUAUUCAUAUUUAUGAAUAAAGACUUUUUAUGGCUCGACCAUUUUGUCGACGAUGUUCGCGAAUUAGCAACUUAACGGGCGAACUAAUAAGUGGGAAUAUGUCUGACAUGCUUAUGUGUGGACAUGUUAUAAAAUUCUGGACGAGUGGGAAUGAGUAGGUAUAGACAGAGUGAGUGAAAUAGAGUGGGGGAAUUUUCGGUUUCCUAAAAUGACGAAAAAUGAAUUUUAAAUUAAUUUUAGUGCUAAUACGGGCUAGCGAUUGGCACCUAAAGUCACGAGGUUUGACAGUUCUAAUUUUAAUUAACUUUCUCUGUCCUUUGCUUAUUGUAUUGGUAAGAAAAAGAUGCGAAUACUCUAAAUUUUAGUUGCGGUCAGAAUCAGUACCUACCAAUGUGAUGUUAAAUCUCUCAUCUAAGCACUCAGAUCCCACAAAAGGAUGCUUCAGUGUCGGAGUAUACUACGGUAUUUACAUAGUUUACCUUAAAAAGCCUUUAUUGCAAAGUCUUAAUAUAUAAUAGUCAUCAUUCGGAUCCAUCAGGAUCCUUAGUCCUUGUGUCCAUUCUUGUAUGUCCUGGAUGGGUUUGAAACUAUUUGGACAGGCACUAACCAAAAUGAGGUUCGAGUAUACCUGUCUUUAUUCAUAACUAUAAAAUGCAAAUGGCGAUAUCUGUAGGCCUAUCAUAACAUAAUCUUUGUCGCAUAGAAGUAUCUCGUUUAUUUUGUACGUGGACAGGCAAUAAAAUAUAUGCUUCAAAAUGGAAUGUACAUAAUAUAUAAAUAUUAAUAAAUUGUGAUUUAUUUGCAAAUGCCAAGAAAAUAACUAAGUUCUUGGAAAUAAGCACUGAUCUCUAUUUAUACAAGUACGCUGGAUUUGCGAUUGCCGACUUAUUUUUGAAGCAACCUGAUUUUUGCCAUUCUGGCGCUAUAAUAGCAACAUGUGAACUUCACUGUGAAUGAGACAUCUGCCAUCAGAUAACACGAUAACACGUCUUUUUUAAUUUCUGGUACGCUCGAUGGGGCGGGCGCUUCGAAUCAGCGCAAAAAAUAAUUCAUUUCAUUCUGUAUGAUACAUCUCUUCCAGCGUACUUGUAUGUAUUUAAUUUCGUGAAAAUCGGUCAUAAUAAAAAAUAAUGUCUAAUCUAAAAUUUGGCUAUAAUAUAUCAUUCACAUAAAAGUUAGGACAUUCCCACAAAAUAUCUAUCUAUAAAUUAUUUUGUUUUCUUUUAAAUAAUAAUAUAAAUGAUACAUUGUUAAAGAUUUCGUAGUAUAUGCCUAAUGUUAAUAACAAAAUGUUUACGUUAAAAUCUACUAAUCUAAACUAAAUUAAAGGAUGAUUUUUGAAUUUGAAAGGCUCUAUUCUUUUCUUACUUCAAGAAAAGGAAAGAGAUGCGAUUAAACUUAUUUUAUCUUGAUUUUCCCCAAACCUGUGCCACUAUUAAUUGUUGUAUUAAAUUGUUAACAAUAAUUAUUUAUUAUCACCUUUGCAUUUGCUCAUUUUAUUAUUAAUUUUUAUUUUAACAACUCUGUGUGCCAGAUAAACAGGUUGAAUCUUUUAUUGUAUUAUUGUUCUAGUAUUCUAAUUUAUUGUUAUUCGUAACUCGCUUUAACAGGGUAAGAUUGUAGAAUACAAAAAGAAUUUAAUAUCAUGGUUUUGUUUCAAAUUAUCGAUUUGUACCCAAGGUCCGAUUCUAAAUUGUAUUGGAUGAUCGCUUUUUGUAUAAAAUACGAAAGUCAUUUAUAAUUGAAUUUACAAAAUGAUAUCCAAUUUAGAAUCGCAUUCCUUAUAAUAUUGUUGUUGUUAUUUGGUUGUACAAAAAUCUUAUGCCGAGUUCUGUAAUGAAUUAAACGUUUGUUAAAAUAAGACAGAUUUAUCCUAUGAUGAUAUAUUUGAAAAAGAAAUACAUGUGUUACAUACGUACCUAUCUAAAGUGAAGAUUUAAAACAAGGAUACUUGGUUUAUAUUUGUAGAGCGCUAUCUCUUCUAUUCUGAUUCGUUUUUAUCUUUGUCUUACCUAUCACGGAGCACAAAUUAUUUAAUAUGCUGUCAAAUACGAAUGUAAUAGUUCUAUGGUAUGAUGUGUCAUUGGGUUUAUCUUUCUGAAAUAGCUCUGUCUCAUUUUAAAUAGAAGUAAAAUCGAAGUAUUCUCUUUAGAUCUCACCUGACUAUAUAGAGCGCACUUUGACUUGAGACACUGUUAAAACGAGACAGCGUUAUAUCGCUGGAAUAAAUCUGUCUCGUUUUAACUGAAACUUGAAUAAGAGCAAAGUCAAAGUACACUCUAUAGAUUGCAAGCUUAGAGUUGUUGCAAUGCAACUGUCAAAUAAGUGUUUGUCAGCUCGGAUUGUUGACAGUAGGAAUGAGACCUUAAUUUUUCUGUGCAACCAAAGUAUUAACCCCUUCUCAGAAUUACCUAGCUAUAAUAUAAUUUAUUUAGUAGCUACGUCUAUGACCGGCUGAAGAACCAUUUUCGAUGUAGAAUUCACCUCGAAACAACAUUAUCAUGACGGUGUUCGGUUAAUCGCCUUCAAAAAAUGCUUUAAUGUUAGUCAGUAUAAUAUUAUAUUUAAUUAAUUUUUCGUUUGUAUUAAAUAAUUAUACAUAAUAUAAAUUAUAUCGGUAUGUGUAUAUAGCUGUUAGAAGUUGUAAAUAAAUUAGACCUUUAACAUAGUAUUUACUAUUUAUACAGACAUGUAGUAAUACCGCUAUAAAUAUAAUAAUAUAUAUAGAAACGAUGUAUAAUUAGAUUAUUCCGUUUAUUCACCCUAAAAUAGCAACUCUAGGGUGUAUAUUCCGAAACGUAUAUCCAUCUAUCCACCCUGGACUGCGAUUUGUAUAUUAUUUUUUAGUCUGGGGUGGAUAAAUGGCACUUUUCCGAGUAUACACCCUAGGGUGGCUGUUUUUAGGGUGGAUAAAAGAAAUAAACCUUAUAAUUAAACAAACUAAAUAACUAA
This is a messenger RNA of Maniola jurtina (meadow brown), 5903 nucleotides long. RefSeq lists its product as uncharacterized. Gene Ontology annotation, cellular component: cytoplasm. Lineage: Eukaryota; Metazoa; Arthropoda; Insecta; Lepidoptera; Nymphalidae. The coding region runs from base 317 to 2548 and encodes 743 amino acids. The record is from RefSeq and is a predicted model, not a curated record. The transcript is spliced from 8 exons.